UAUUUCCAUGUCAGUAUCGUCUAUCCCAUGUUGUGUUUUUAAUACCAUAUGCGUUAAUUGAAGGUGAAAGCGGUCAAGAAGACGAAGACAGCCCAGAAUUUGGGCACGCCGACCAACAUAGCAGCAGCAUACAGGAGCGGAUCGUUAUUGAUAAGAGUUCGGUGGAAGAAGCGAAAAAAUCAAAAGAAAAAGCGAAGCAACUGGAAAACUUAUGUAUCGAUGAGAAGCAGAUUGAUGAAAAAGUGGUGGACGAAGUUGCAGUGGAAGAGGAAGAUGAUGAGUGGGAAUCACUAUCUGUUGAUCUUCGGGAAUCCAAUAUUCACAGUUCAGCUAAACCGUCGACCUCACUGGAUCUGGAAGAUAUUGUAGCACUGGACGUUAGUGAGACGAAACCGGCCAGAGCGGAUGUUGAACAGCGAUGGAACAAAAUUGCUGAUUCGUUGCUUUUGGAUGCACUGCUGAAAUAUUGA
Gongylonema pulchrum is the source of this 470-nucleotide messenger RNA. The record is from the annotation of a GenBank genome assembly. NCBI's taxonomy places the organism in Eukaryota, Metazoa, Nematoda, Chromadorea, Rhabditida, Gongylonematidae.